AUGUCUCCAGCAUUUAACAUCCCAGAUUCCAUUGAGAGCUCUCGCGGCAGCUCUCAGAGCCCCCAUCAUGGGCUCAAUCCUGAGGAAAUGGCCGAUAUUGAAGCUACUUCCCAGGACAAUGCUGUCCGCGUCGGUGAAGAAAUUGAUUACUUCGCCGCCCAACUUGAUCGCUAUGAUGCCGACCAGACCGGUUCUCCCCCAGAGCGGCGCUCCCGUGCAUUCCAAUUAGUCGAUUCAUACUACACCUUCACUCGAAAGAGGCUCGACCGACUUCGUGAACGCCAGGCGCGCCAGCGAUCCGCGCAGAGGGGGAGUUGGCAGAGGGCAGGGUCUAUCGAAAUGGAUCUUGACGAUGCCGAUGAGGAGAACGAUGACAUCUUGGACGAGGAAUUGCAGCAACUAGAAGACGAGGUGCAGAUCUGGGAUUUGUUGAGGCGCAUUCUCCCUCUUCGCUAUCACGAUGCUACCCAGAAUCAGAAAAAGGAACAUGAUGGUUCGACUAAAAGUCGCAGGCAAUGGUGGAACGAGUUUAUGGUUUCCGACUCGGUAGCUCGUGAGAGAAAGGUCGUCCUUGAAUGGCUUCAAAACAGCGCCAGUUAUGGCCCACCCAUUGAUGAAGUCGUGAGCGACCUCCAACAUAAUGCGGAGAGAGGAGACAUUCUCGCCCAUGGUUGGCUCCAUACACGCCACAAGAUCAAGCUCCAGAAGAGCGUAAACGCCUAUCAAGGUGUUCUAGACCCUCGUGACGCCGCAGCAGCUCAGUCUCAUCUGAGCUCCAAUUCCCUGAUUACUCAGCUCGAUCCGGAUGCUGUCACUCGUCAGGCUCGCAAGCUGGAACCCCAGGAUGAAUCCUUUGAGCGUGCUAUCUGGCUGGGUUGCUUCGAGAUGCUGCGCCGAGGUUGCUCGAUGUCUGAGAUCAGGGAGUGGUUGGCGGUUAGGACUGAGCUCUGGAGGGCUUUUUCGAUUGCUCCCCUGCCCCUCUCAAAUCCCGAUGAUGAAGAGCAACCAGACUUCGAUCCAGUUUCUCUGAUCUUGUGGAGGAGAAUGUGUUACGCCAUUGCUACCGAUGGUGGAACGAGCGACUACGACAGAGCAGUCUAUGGUUUGCUCGCGGGAGACAUCCCCAGCGUUGAAAAGGUGUGCAAGACUUGGGACGACGUUCUAUUCGCUCACUACAACGCCCUUCUCCGGACCCAGUUCGACUUGUUCUUAAUCAAGCACGGCGGAGACGCUGCAGCAAAAGCAGCCCAGCAAUUCCCUUCUUUCAACGCUGUUGCAUAUCAUGGUGAUCCCGCAACGGCGACCAAGCGUUUGAUCGAUAGCUUAGAGACGGGAAUGAAAACUUCCGCUGAGGCCUUUCGUCCAGCAAAAGCACUCCAGGCAGCCAUUGUCGCCGAUGAUCUGGAUAAGUUCCUGUUUCAUCAAGGCCUUUUGCUGUCGAUUCGCGCCAACAAGAAAGAAAAGUCAAAACUGAUCCCCGAAUACCCAUUCCCGCACGAAAGUUUCAGCGACAAGAAGUAUUAUGACUUAGGAGACCACCAAGGCUUGCGGAUACUUGCUCAUGUCCUCAUUAUCAUCCUGACUCUCGACCGCCUCUCGGGUGUUGCUAAGGACAAAGGCCCUUUGCAAGCACGCCAUCAGGCAGCCGAGAACUCCAUUGCCGCAUACAUUAGCUAUUUGCGGCUGGUUCGUUUGGAAGAAAUGAUCCCACUGUAUUGCUCGAAGCUGCACGGCCCACGGGUGUAUUCGACGCUCAGCAGGAAUCUCAUCCACAUUGUUGAUAUUGAUGCACGGCUGCACCAGCUUACGAUCAUGAGGAACCUGGGGAUUGACGUUUCAGAGUUUGUGAAGAGUCAACCUCUCAUUUAUCUGGAUGAUGUCCAGGACGAGCUCGUCUCUUGCGACGCUAAAGACCAGUUCAAGAUCUUGGAGGACGGCCCAGCGACUCUGAAGUAUGGGCGGCUCGUCAAGCCUGACUUCUUUGGGGACGACGCCGACUACGUCGACCCCGAAGAUGACGCCCUCAUCCGCUCCAUGGAAUGGCUCUUGCUGGUUCCCGGCUUGUUUGUGGAGACCUGCGCCUAUGCUGUCCGUAUCUACAAAUAUUUCCUGAAGCGUACUCGGUUACGGGCUGCUCGCGCGUUUAGUCGGCGUGUCCGCGGCCACGAGAUCAUCCGCACUAAGUUCCCCAACCUCCUGAAGGAUGUUGAUGAGAACGAUCCGGCAGCGUGGUUCGAGGAAUUUGCUGCUGCUCAGCUCCCGAGCGACCUCUUGGAGUCAUGCCCCGCAAGCCAAGAGAAACUGAUCACAAUUACUCGUCAUCUGUGGGAGUUGGAGAGUUUAGUCCGUGCUUUGGACUCGAUUGAGACGCUCACUUCGUUGGCGGCGCUCACCAGAGAGGAAAGCGUCCCAAUGACUCGCGAGAUGUGGCAGGAAGUCAGCCAAACGGUCCGCAUCGCUAAAGCUUGCAUGCGUCCAGUUCUCAAGGAGUGGCUGCUUACAACUUACGAUGGAAGAUCCGUGGAGCAAGACUUCCUCGACAUCCGCCAGGCCUACAUCCCGGAAACGAUCCUUGCCUACAUUAGCUGCUUGCACUUUGCGGGCACCUCGCUCUCGCGCGACAAUCUCCUGGAGUGCAUGGACCUUGCUGCGAUAAUUGCCGAGAAGGAUUCAGACGUGGCCAAGGAGUUCAUGCGGUGCGGCAGGAUGAAGGAGCUUGUUGAAGCUUUCGCCUCGGCCAGCAAGGCUCUGGCGAUUUGGUCUGGCGAGAAGAAGGGAUCGCAGACCAACUCGAAGAAGCUCAGAGAGCUGGGAUGGUCACGGGAGUUGUGGUCGAUCAAGUCCUAA
This is a messenger RNA of Thermochaetoides thermophila DSM 1495, 2847 nucleotides long. RefSeq lists its product as uncharacterized. Gene Ontology annotation, biological process: mRNA export from nucleus; protein import into nucleus; post-transcriptional tethering of RNA polymerase II gene DNA at nuclear periphery. Bases 1 to 2847 code for a protein of 948 amino acids. Gene Ontology annotation, molecular function: structural constituent of nuclear pore. The record is from RefSeq and is a predicted model, not a curated record. Lineage: Eukaryota; Fungi; Ascomycota; Sordariomycetes; Sordariales; Chaetomiaceae. The transcript has 7 exons. Gene Ontology annotation, cellular component: nuclear pore; nuclear pore outer ring.